Molecule: messenger RNA, 3562 nt
Organism: Ixodes scapularis (black-legged tick)
Lineage: Eukaryota; Metazoa; Arthropoda; Arachnida; Ixodida; Ixodidae
Gene: TBC1D23
Product: TBC1 domain family member 23
Exons: 16
Coding region: 23-2020 (665 amino acids)
Biological process (GO): retrograde transport, endosome to Golgi
Cellular component (GO): trans-Golgi network
Source: RefSeq, a predicted model, not a curated record
AUUUUAGAACCCCCUUUACAAGAUGGCCACUUCGGUGGAUGUUGACGAUACAAGCUGGAUGCAGGAGCUGGAGACUGCUCUUCUUUCGGAAUGUGACCUGAAUACCCUUCGCCAGGUUUCCAAGAUGAAACCUGUUCCAGAGUGCUUUCGCGCCUAUGUUUGGAAGAUAAGCCUUGGUGUCAAAGGUAAAGAAGUUGGUGACUGGGAUGAAAUUUAUGACCUGGCUGAACAGUCCCUGAUAAGGAAGGACUGCCAAGCACUUGUUGAACGUUUUGGCAAUGAUGACGAGGAAAAACUGUCGGUGCUGUGUGACCUUGAGUCUGUGUUGACACGAUUCUGCAAGACAACUGGCUUCCGCUAUGAAAGCACCAAUGGCUGGAUGGAAGUGCUGGAGCCCCUCAUUGCUCUGCAUCUAUCAAAGACUGAACUGUUUUUUUGCCUCCAUGCUCUGAUCACCACCUACAUCCCCAGGCACUGCUUCAAGGAUGGGUCUCCCUUCCACUUGCUACGGCUGUUGCUGCUGUACCACGAUCCAGAGCUGUGUUCCUUCCUCGACACCAAGAAGAUCACGCCUGACUCUUACGCCUUGCCCUGGUUUCGGAGUUUGUUCUCCUCCACCUGUGACCUGAAGGUGAUUCAGGCCAUGUGGGACAUCUACCUCCAACUGUCUGACCCAUUUCUCCUGUUCUACCUCAGCCUGGUGCUCCUGGCAAAUACCAAAGAAGAAAUUAUGUCAAGAAAGGAUGACAGCAAAGCAGCUCUUAUCGAGCUCAUUUCAUCAGCUCCAUGUGCCUUAGAAGCAGAGGACAUAGAGGACUUUUGUUCACUCGCCCAGUUUUACUCUACGCGAACCCCUCAGUCCUUUAGCAGAGAGUAUCAUGCUAUCAUUUUUGGCUCCGAAGAAUGCUUGGACAGGGAUCUACCCCAGGCCCUGUGCUUGCCUGUGUCAGUUUCAGAACUCGUUACUUCCAAUGGACUGGACAGGCACUCUCUUGUGCGGUACUUCGUGGUGGACUGUAGGCCAGCAGACCAAUACAACAGCGGCCAUUUGAAAACAGCCUUUCACCUGGAUGCUAGCUUGAUGCUUCAAGAGCCCCGUGCCUUUGAGACUGCGGUGCAGGCUCUGUUUGCGGCCCAGAAGCAGGCGAUGGAGGCCAACUCGGUGGCCAGCGGGGAGCACCUCUGCUUCAUGGGCAGCGGGCGGGAGGAGGAGGACCAGUACGUGCACAUGGUCAUCUCCAGCUUCCUUCAAAAGCAGCUGCAGUACGUCAGCCUGGUCAGGGGAGGCUACAAGGCACUGCACGAUUUUAUUUCGGAGGACUUGGACUCCCAUCUGUCGGACCACAAUCCGAGGCUAUGCAUUGUGUGCUCCUGCUCAAGUGCCAGUUCUACCAAUGGCAUGGAUGAGGAUGAUGUCUCUUUCUUUGCAAAGGUCACAACCGUAUUCAGGAGCAGAGCAACUGAUAUGAAAGAAAAGCUUGUAGACUACAUCACAAACCCCCAGCAGCCAGUUGUUGAAAGGCAUGUGAGCAGCUCCGACAAGCUCGGUAAGCGGUACAGAGGCAUGGCUCCCGUGUUCAGCAUUGAUGAUGAGCAUGAUGACAUGGGUGGCCACGGAGACUUGGAUAAGCAUGUUCAAGAGGAGGAAAGCAUCAGCACCUGGGUGAAGAAGCCUGAUGUCUUGGGACACUUCAAGUGUGAGGAAAUCAAAGAGAAUGGACACCUUUACCCAAGUCACCUGCUAGUGACAGAGUCCCACCUUUACCUACUGAGAGAAAUCAGCCACAAGAAGGGCAGUGCCCGAAUAGUGUCCCAGCGUCCCCUGCUCUCAGUGCUUAAGAUCACCAGCAAGAAGCAGCACCCUGAGCUGAUCACUUUCAAGUAUGGCAUCAGUGAUGACGCCACAGGAACUUUCACAGUGGUCUCUCUGGAGCGCCUGGUCAUUCCCAAGGCCAAGGAGGCCACACAGUUGGUCAAGGCUCAGAUCACCAAGUUGCUGGAAGAGAAUGAAGAGAGGUAAUGAUAGAGAUGUCUUCUCCGCCACAGCUCCGAACGAGGGGGAGGGCUGGUCGGACAGGCGCCAUGUCGUGAGGAUUGCUGGAGUGGACUGCCUGGGACGUGUAGGAAGAGAGGAUGGGCAGGGAGGUUCUAGAUAAAGGCUAAAGUGUCUUAACUCUGACCACUUUUUUCCGUGCCACUUAAAUUCGGUUUAUGUAUGAGUAAAGGUGAGAAAGAAAAAAAAAAAAAAGGAAGGAAAAUGCUCUCCCAGGAGUUAAUAUAUAUAUUGGAAUGGUGCAGUCUGAUUUUAUUUGAGAUGGGCACAAACUUGUGCAUAGACAGAAUGCUUUUACCUUUCCUGGAUAAAUUUGUGUAUUUUGCUUUGUACAAAGCAGGAGUGACAAUAGUAACAUUUUUGUUGUUCCUGGUAUGCUGCAUUUCAGUCAUCAGCUUUGUGUAAUAGUUGUAUGUCUCGGUUAUGUUGUUUUGGGGGGAAAGCUGCAUGCAGAAUUGAGGUAAUUUUCAUUAGGCUUGCUUUUUCUGUUGUUCUGAUGUUUCGGAAUAUCAUUGUUUUAUUCUCAGCCUUGAGCCUUGUUGAUUUUUUUAAAGCACAACAUUCCUUCUCAAGUGUGAACUGGCUUGCUUUUUGUUAGAGCUCUACAGAUGACUUCACUCGGUCAUCUUCUAUGUUUGUAGUUGUUUAAUAACAAAGUACAAGAUCAAGACUGUGCAUUCUUUGAGGAAAGUUUCUUGUCUUAUGUAGUACUUGCACUCGGAAUUUUUGUGCUUGGGCAGUUUUCUUUUAGAAGCAAAACCUUUUGCUUUCUUUGUCAUUGCUUUUCCUUUUGUUUAUUUUUGUAGAUAAAUAGUACUAUCACUUUUGACUGGCAUUCGUUUUUAAUGCUUGCACAAAUACUAUACCGCUGUGAUUGAUGUGUGUGGAAAGAAAAGAAUAUGCUUCUAUAUCUAAACAUGUUGAUGCUAAUUUAUAGUUCAGCUGUAGUCUCAUAUUAUAAAUGCUAUUUAGCGUAGCCAUACUUCUGUUUUGCAUUUUCCGUCCGGCUUCUGGCAUCCAUUAAACCUUAAAAUUAAAAUGAGGCUUCACUGGUUGGAUGUGCAAGGGUUUAGAAUGGGCACAAAUAUACACAAUGUUGAUAGUUGCAAAUGUCUCUGCUGCUGUGCCAUUGUUCAUAACCUAGUGCCAGCAGAACCCGAGUGCUGAUUUGAAGUGCCCGAGAUUUAAUAUUGCAUUGCCAGCUGUACAUAGUUUAGAUGGUGUCCUGGAUGGAGAACUCUUCCGCUGUACAAUCUGCUUGUGUCCACCAAAUUUUUGUGUAUAUGCGGUAGUCCUAAGCAUGCAAGUAAAUGUGAUAUUUGCUGUCACUGAACUCAAAACCUUGACAAUUGGAGGCUUGUACAUUCAUCGGUGCUGAAUGAUGUUCCUUGGCAUCAAACGAAUGUCUUCUUUUCCUAUGCCUGUGCAUACGAGAAGACUAACAUUUAGAAGAUGUACUGUAUUCCACCCGUGGGAAUAAACAUUGUUUUAUUGGGGAAUCAGACAAUA